Pelodiscus sinensis (Chinese soft-shelled turtle) is the source of this 2441-nucleotide messenger RNA. RefSeq names its product glucose-6-phosphatase catalytic subunit 1. The record is from RefSeq and is a predicted model, not a curated record. Gene Ontology annotation, cellular component: membrane. Gene Ontology annotation, molecular function: glucose-6-phosphatase activity. NCBI's taxonomy places the organism in Eukaryota, Metazoa, Chordata, Testudines, Trionychidae. Gene Ontology annotation, biological process: glucose 6-phosphate metabolic process; gluconeogenesis.
UAGCGCGUCCAUUUCUGACAUGGAGAAGGCCUCAGGGAUAAAGCAGGACACAGCUGUUUUUCUAAUCCCAGGAAAUCUGCAUGUGGCCUGUCAAACAAAUGAAUAAAUAUAAGUAAAACAACCUGCUUCACCCAGCGUCCAACCUAUGCUACGCCCCACCAUUCCAGUGAGCCUUAAAAUGCAUUUCAUCUGAACAGACAGUACCAGAUUUCAGAGAAACGGGACACAGCCAUGCCCCACUGGUGUCUGUUUGCUAACCCAUCAGACUCCUGGAUAUGUAGGUUAACAGUCAACCAGGCCAGUCUUUGGUUUUAAACCAGCGGCAUCACGUUAGCUUUUGGUAACUUUUGUGCGAUUCGCUGCUUUGCUCCCCCACUUACAGCCUUUCCCCCUAGUGACAGUCCCAUGCCCAGAAGUAUCCAGAGGGAAACUCUGAAAUGAGGGACAUUGAAUCCUGGGGAUGAUGGGUCAGGCAGUUUGCUUUGGAUUUCUGGCUAUGUCAAUAGUGUUUUGGCCCUCGGUGGCUUGGGAUCAAAGGUCAGGGGUUGCAUGUGUCAUAGAAGAGCCGCCGCUGGCAAGGGAUAAGAAGCAGCAGAGUACACAAAGCUGUCAGUGCAAACAAGGGGGCCCAAAGAGACACAACCCAGAGCCAUAAUGGACCUGCUGCACGGUGCAGGGGUGUGGAUGGUGCAGUACCUGCAGGAGAACUACCAGAGCUCCCAGGACUGGUUCCUCUUUGUCUCCUUCGCUGCCGACCUUAAAACCACUUUCUUUAUCUUCUUCCCCAUCUGGUUCCACCUCUCUGAGGCCGUGGGCGUCAAGCUGAUCUGGGUGGCCGUGGUCGGGGACUGGCUCAACUUGGUCUUUAAGUGGAUCCUCUUUGGGCAGAGACCCUACUGGUGGGUCCAUGAGACCAGUUACUAUGGCGACACCUCUCCCCCGGUGAUCCAGCAGUUCCCCCUCACCUGCGAGACCGGGCCAGGAAGCCCCUCGGGGCACGCCAUGGGCUCUGCCGGAGUCUACUAUGUCAUGGUGACUGCCCUGCUGCCCUGCGUCCUGGGCACCCGGCGUGGGACCUGUGUAGCCAGGUGCCUCCGCGGCCUGCUGUGGCUAGCCUUCUGGGCCGUGCAGGUCUGCGUCUGCUUGUCCCGAGUCUUCCUGGCAGCUCACUUCCCCCAUCAGGUGAUCGCAGGAGUCAUCUCAGGGAUGGUAGUAGCGGAAGCAUUUGAGCACAUUCACGCCAUCUACAAUGCCAGUCUCCGGCGGUACCUGGGCACCACCCUCUUCCUCUUCGGCUUCGCCCUGGGGUUCUACCUGCUGCUGAAGGCCCUCGGGGUGGACCUGUUGUGGACCCUGGAAAAAGCCGAGCGGUGGUGCGACCGGCCGGAGUGGAUCCACAUUGAGACCACCCCCUUCGCCGGCCUCCUCCGGAACCUGGGCAUCCUAUUUGGGCUGGGGCUGGCCCUCAACUCCCAGAUGUACCUGGAGAGCUGCAAAGGGAAAAGGGGCCAGCGGUUGCCUUUCCGCCUGAGCUGCAUCGCGGCCUCGCUCCUCGUCCUGCACCUCUUCGACUCCUUCGACCUCCCCACGGACAGAGAGCUCCUGUUCUACCUCCUGUCCUUCUGCAAGAACGCCGCUGCCCACCUCUGCGCCGUGGCCCUCAUCCCCUACUGUGUGGCCCAGGUGCUCCGGAGGGGCCACGAGAAGAUGCGCUAGCUGACCGGCAAACUUGUGUCAUGGCUGCCGAGCCAGGCUGCUGUGGCAGGGGACCGUGCUGCCCAGGGCUCCCCCUUUGCUUUCCCCUGCGGCAGCAGGUCUCCCAGCACCACCGACCUCACCGCUCUGGGUUACGUGAUCAGCUCACACGCACGGGGCGUGGAAGGGGCCGUUCAUCGUCUCCUUUGGGGGAAAGGCGGCAAGUGACUAUCACACACCCCAGUGCUGGCCCAAGGCCUCGGGGCCCUUUGCGGUCGCUCCUUACGAGCCAUUUGGCUACCACCCCCCCAGGUGGGCACAAAUGGCAACCAGUACUCAGGAGAGCAUGAGUGAGUAAUGGGGCAGACCGGAUCGUGGCCCACCCAGGGGCACAGGUUGCCGCUGAGAGGGUGGCGUCCCACACCACAUUCAGCUCCAGGCUGCUGUGCCCAACGCUCUCCGGAAGGGGGGAGCAGUCGGCCCUUGGCAGUUUUUCAGCUCUGUCCCCUCAGGGCCCAGUCACUUGGCUAUGGAGGCUCUGUGACAGCCACGCCAUGUCAAUCAACGCAACCCUAGCAAAGCAGAGCUGGCAGCCCCCGGCAUGGAGGUCCCCACGCAGCUUGGGCUGGGCGUGCCAUAGAUGGGGGGGUGUCUGUGUGUGCAGGGCUGCAUUAUGACUUUCGUGGGCCCUAGGCACUUUUGCCUUCGUGGGCCCCUCCCACCAUAAUAAUAUCAAUAUUAAAAAU